AUGUACCAUCACUAUCACACUUUCCAGGGCAGAAAGCUCACUGACCAGGAAAGAGCUCGCGUGCUGGAGUUCCAGGACUCCAUCCACUACUCCCCGCGGUACUCGGACGAUAAUUAUGAAUACAGGCACGUGAUGUUGCCCAAGGCCAUGCUCAAGGUCAUUCCAUCGGACUAUUUUAACUCGGAGGUGGGGACCCUGCGCAUACUGACGGAGGACGAAUGGAGGGGCCUGGGCAUAACCCAGUCUUUGGGCUGGGAGCACUAUGAGUGCCAUGCGCCAGAACCGCACAUUUUGCUGUUCAAAAGACCGCUGAACUACGAGGCGGAGCUCAGGGCAGCUACUGCUGCUGCUCAGCAGCAGCAACAGCAGCAACAACAGCAGCAGCAGCAAGCACAAUCUAUAUCGAAUGACAUGCAGGUUUCUUCACAAAUCUCCUAG
This is a messenger RNA of Saccharomyces eubayanus, 438 nucleotides long. RefSeq names its product cyclin-dependent protein kinase regulatory subunit CKS1 (gene CKS1). Bases 1 to 438 code for a protein of 145 amino acids. Gene Ontology annotation, cellular component: cyclin-dependent protein kinase holoenzyme complex; SCF ubiquitin ligase complex. The record is from RefSeq and is a predicted model, not a curated record. Lineage: Eukaryota; Fungi; Ascomycota; Saccharomycetes; Saccharomycetales; Saccharomycetaceae. Gene Ontology annotation, biological process: regulation of mitotic cell cycle. Gene Ontology annotation, molecular function: ubiquitin binding; protein kinase binding; histone binding. The transcript has a single exon.